Molecule: messenger RNA, 2923 nt
Organism: Malaclemys terrapin pileata
Lineage: Eukaryota; Metazoa; Chordata; Testudines; Emydidae
Gene: COQ10B
Product: coenzyme Q10B
Exons: 6
Coding region: 233-820 (195 amino acids)
Biological process (GO): ubiquinone biosynthetic process; cellular respiration
Cellular component (GO): mitochondrion
Molecular function (GO): ubiquinone binding
Source: RefSeq, a predicted model, not a curated record
GCAGCGGGGCCGAACAUGGCGCGGAGCGGCCGGGCGCUUGGGAAAGUGCUCGCCGAAAGGCUCACGGCGCCGCACAGAAGCGUUCUCAGACUCUGAUCGUGUUCUUUGCUCUCUUCUGAAGUCCCUCCCAGAUUGGUUUUCGGCCUGCUAACAUGGUGAACCAGAUCUAAAUGCAAGUGUAGCCCUGGGGUAGUUGUACAAUCGAGGGCACUUGGCUUCAUGUGGUAUUCUGAUGAGCAGAAUUCCUCCAAUGCAAGCAUCUGUAACAAACCGUACCUUCGAAAGAAGAACUUUCUUCAACAUUGCUUCACCGUUUGGAAAUAAAAGAAAAGAAUAUUCUGAGAGAAGGAUUAUAGGGUAUUCCAUGCAGGAAAUGUAUGAAGUGGUAGCUGUUGUGGAGGACUACAAACUCUUUGUUCCUUGGUGUAAAAAGUCAGACAUAUUAUCCAAACGUUCUGGAUACUGCAAAGCCCACUUAGAAAUAGGAUUUCCUCCUGUAGUAGAGAAAUAUACAUCAGUUGUUACCCUAGUGAGACCUCACUUGGUUAAGGCAUCCUGCACAGAUGGGAAACUAUUUAAUCAUCUGGAAACAGUAUGGCGUUUCGGUCCAGGAAUCCCAGGUUAUCCAAGAACAUGUACCUUGGAUUUUUCAGUUUCUUUUGAGUUUCGUUCACUUCUACACUCUCAACUUGCUACACUAUUUUUUGAUGAAGUUGUUAAACAGAUGGUAGCUGCCUUUGAAAGAAGAGCAUCCAAAAUCUAUGGGCCAGAAACUAGUAUACCUCGGGAGCUAAUGUUUCAUGAAAUUCAUCACACAUAAAGGGAAAAAAGUUAGCUCUCUAUCUUUAUUAUAAUCUAAUUUGUACACCUUAUUUAUAAGAGGUGCUUUUCUCUGUGGGCAUCUAUUUGUUAACUUAGCAUUGUGUGUAAUAUACUGCUGUACAAAACAUGCACAUAAUAUGGAACCAUGUACAUAGAAUAUUAAGCUUCAAGUGCAAUUCAGGGUGUGGUGUUUCAAACAAACUGAGUGGCAGCUACUGUAAGCUAGCCAAUCAAGAUUGCCUUUACCUUGCCAAACAGUUUGAUUAUAUAAUGAACAGCACAUCAGCAUUACUGCCUUAUCUAAACUGUUAAUUUUUUUGCAGUGUUUGUAAUAAGUGUAUGAUGUUUAAGUUAUUAUUAGUUUUUGAACAUAUGUAACUUAUUCUCAUGAUAUUAGCAUCAACCUAAACAAGUUCAGGGAAAGUUUAAGACAAUUGCCCUUAACUUCCUACUUUUCCCUGCAUCAGGAAUACUAGUUUUAUGCUCCAAAAGACUGAAAGAAGAAUCCCCUAAUGGACAGUUUCAAUACAUUUUAACUGACAAGGCUCUAGUAGACAAAGCAGUGUCAUCUUACAUUAGUAGCUGUGGUAAAAAUAUAAACUGACACAUUACAGAAGUUAAGAGCAGCAAUUACUUGUUCUACAACUUUGAGUUUAAACUAAAUCAGUGUGGUAGUGUACAAAGUAUAUAAUUGACUUAAAAAAUAAAAGAUCUAAAGGAAGCAAUUAAGCUUUUUAGAAGAAAUCUACUUAAAUUUUCACAUUCAGUACUCCCAUCAAACAGAUUACUAUAACAUUAAAAGAAUGAAAGGGGUAAGUUAUGCCAAGGAUUUUUGAACACAUUUGAUGAGGCUGGCACUGUUAUCUCCAGUCACUAGGGCUAUUCCCUUGUGUUAUAACUUUGUAUUUCCCCCUCCUCUCCAAAAGCAAGCUGGAGCUAAAUUGUCUCAAAUUAAAGAUAUAAACUAAGUGAGUGAAUAGAUCUGCAUCCUUUUUCUAUUACAUUAAAUUGCCUAAUUCCUGUUUUAGCAUUAGCUCAAGUCUGAACUUAAGUGAAAUGUUUAGCUUCAAAUCUAAAGUUUGACUUUUCUGAGAGGGGAAAAGGGGUAAAUGUAUUAAGUGUACAUAAGAGUGGAUACCCAGAAAACUUGAAUCCCUUCAGAUUCUUAAACUGAGUUAAUUUAAAUCAGUUGCAGGCCCUACACUGAGUGCACAAUUUCCCUCCCCCUAGAAUAGCUUCACAGUUUGCUGGGAACAAGGAACCAUGAGACUUCUGGUCCUCUGCAAACUUUAAACUGAAGGAAAACUCACUUUCCCUGGAGAACAUCAUGAGUUACAACAUUCUUCAGGCAGCUGCAGCAGUCUAAUUCUUUAACUUCAGGUGUUUAAACAUAUUGGGUUGUGUAUAUUUUUACCAGUGACAAAUCUCCUCCUCUCUAUGUUCUAGUAGAUGUCUGGUGAUAUGAAACUGUUAGUCUUCAAUCACAGGGGUACUAAUUUACUUUUUACAAGAUCUGCUAAUUCUUCUGUAGACAUACAAGAUUCCUUUUCUUAAAAUAAUCUCAGGCAAUUUAUCCUUUCAUACCCUCACAAAACAAAUGUUCCCGACACUGCUGGUAAAAGGAUCCAAUACAUGAAAUAGAAUUAGUACUCAAGAGGAAGAGUGACAAGUCCCUGUCCAUAGCUUACUAUUUCAACUGCAUUACAUUUAAGAUUAAUUUUUCUUAAGAACUGUGAGUGGACUUGGAUAUGUUUCUCACCAGAAUUUUAUAACAUCAAAACUACCCAGGGUCUAUAUUCACACUCAAUUGAGGGGAGGAUCGUUUCUUAAACAAAUACUCCAUCCCUUCCCAGCACUAAAGGUCAGAUUUCUAGCAGAGUUUAAAUGUGAUCCCUGUAUCAUUAGGUUUGAUUUUUGUUAAAGGUUUGUAGACAGGUGAAUAAGGUAAUACAUUUCAUAACUUUGAACAAUCUUUUAUUAUAGAGGUUGUCACAUAAUUGUAUAUUUGUCUUUGUACAAUUUUUUUUAGUCUUGCACACAAUGGUUUCAUCUGAACUUUUCCUAGUAUUGGCAAGCACCAAUAAAUUCUGAUUAAACAGAA